Molecule: messenger RNA, 372 nt
Organism: Cylicostephanus goldi
Lineage: Eukaryota; Metazoa; Nematoda; Chromadorea; Rhabditida; Strongylidae
Source: the annotation of a GenBank genome assembly
AUGUUCACACCUGGUUUCUUCUUCACGCUAUCUGAGAAGGUUGAUUACAUUCAGCUAAUGACAUACGACUACGCCUCGAAAGACAUGCUUGGCGUUGCUCCUUACGACUGGGUGGAUCGUUCGGUUGCAACUAUUCUGAACAAGAUGCCAGAUAUAGCUGGCCAGUUGAUGGUGGGCUUGAACCAUUACGGAUACGAAUACACUGGCAAAAAUAUGCAAGCAGUGAACUUUCAACAAUACGUUGAAAUCUUAAAAAAGAAGGACAGUAAAGUGGAAUGGGACUCAAAGUCGAAAGAGCACUUUAUCGCCACUGGGUUAGUUAUUUUGGAUAUUUAUACUGAAUAUUAUUUUACCCACCUCAGCUAUGGUUAA